AUGAGCUACAUCAGCAGCGGAAGCAGCUCUUCGGGAGCCACCUUCUCCACAGGUCCAUCCAGCUCAACAUCGCGCAGCCCAUCUGCCGAGCCGUCGUCGUCCAAGCAGCGCCGUCUUACCCUCCAAGACAUUCACAUCCCCGCAGGCUUCGAGAUCGCCAAGGGCCUCGAGGAGCCCGGCUCCGAGUACCCCAGCGAGGAGAACAUCCAACGCGCUGCCGAGGUGCUCCAGUCUCUUCGUGGCCGUAUGCCCGAUGGCUCCGAUGGUCAGGUGGCGGCGUGCGACUACUGCCGACGUCGCAAGAUCCGAUGCGACCGCACCAAGCCCACCUGCGGAAGCUGCACCGCCUCGGGCCGCAAGUGCACCACCGAAGACAUGCUGCGCAAGCGUGGCCCACCGUCCAAGAAGGAGCGCGCCAUCUUGGAAGCGGCCGGCAUCAUCUUCCGCGGUACGCGUCCUCACCGACGCCGCAGGACGGCCACCACCUCGUUGGGCUCGGGUGCCGCCAGCAAGCAGCAGGAAGAGAUGCUGCGCAAGGUCAAGGAGGUGGCCGGCACACGCACGCGCGCCAACUCGACCAACUCGGGCGAGAACGCGGCUGCUGCCGCCAUCGUUGCCGAUGCUUUUGACCAGCUCAACGGCGGAUCCAAGAGCUCGUGGAUGGAGAUGCUCAGCAUCGCCACCCAGUCGGCCAACCCUUUUGCAGACUCGCCCGCCUCGUCGCCGUCGGACAUCUCGGCACACGAUACGUUCCACAUCGACGCGGGCGCGUGCGACUACGGUCUUGCUGCUUCCAACGGCUUGGGUGCUGCGCCGCUUCUGGCACGCAACACGGGCAGCUUGCCGGGCGCGCCCAACAACAGCGCACAGUGGGACAACAUGUGGGCCGCCUUUGGCGCCGACCUGAGGAACAAGCACAGCGCGACCAACCAGGCUAUGAGCGAGUUGCCGAACCUGAGCGCGUUUGCAUGCAACGCCAACGUCGACAGCAAGGACGGUCUCUUCCGUUCGCCGCUUGCCUCGUUCGAUGCGGGGGCGCUCGACUGGUCCGCCUCCAACAUCUCGCCUUCGCAGUACCAGAUGCUGUUCCCCGACGGCGCGGUUGCGCCCAUGCAACAUGCCAGUCUGCCCAUGGUUCACGUGGACCCCCAAAUCAUGGCGCCCCAAAUGCAGGUUGCCGAACAGCCAUUCAUGAGCUCCCAAUCCAGCAUGGCGGCAGAGGUGAUCGCAUUCCAGUCCGCAAUGGGCCACUUCUUCCCCAAGUCCAACCCGCUCUCCUCGUCGCUUUCGCAGUCAUCGUCUACGGCGACGGCGGAGGCAAACACUCCCACCGAGAUCGACCAGUUCAUCUCCAUGGCCGAACCACACCAGAUGCAUCACCAGGAGCAACUGCAGCCCCAUCAGUUGCAGUUUUCCAUCGACUCCCUCUCCGCUUUCUAA
Molecule: messenger RNA, 1440 nt
Organism: Moesziomyces antarcticus
Lineage: Eukaryota; Fungi; Basidiomycota; Ustilaginomycetes; Ustilaginales; Ustilaginaceae
Exons: 1
Coding region: 1-1440 (479 amino acids)
Biological process (GO): regulation of DNA-templated transcription
Molecular function (GO): DNA-binding transcription factor activity, RNA polymerase II-specific; zinc ion binding
Source: RefSeq, a predicted model, not a curated record